Molecule: messenger RNA, 1859 nt
Organism: Medioppia subpectinata
Lineage: Eukaryota; Metazoa; Arthropoda; Arachnida; Sarcoptiformes; Oppiidae
Source: the annotation of a GenBank genome assembly
UUAAUACAGACGAUGUGGAAGUGUCAAAACGGUUUGGCAUCGAUUACCACGAGUUACCCACAUUGGUUUACUUUGAGAAUAAGAUUCCAAAUUUUUACCAAGGUGAUUUGAUGGUCGAGGAGGAAGUGCUCAAAUGGCUGAUCCAUCAGAAGAGCGCCGACGAAAUCGAGGACGUGUCGGACGUAGUGUUGGACAAUAUGAUCGACUCGUCCAGCUUUUUGGCCGUAUUAUUCUACGAUAGGGACGAUCCGAAAUCGCAGGAAGUGCUGAAGGAAUUGGAGAACAUCGACGACGAGUGCGACGAGAAGGGCAUACUAUUCGUGAAGAUCGACGACGACUCGGUGGCCAAAGGGUACGGCAUCGACGACGAGUUGCCCACCCUGGUCUACUUUGAGAACCGCAUCCCCUCGGUGUACCAAGGUGAUCUCACCAAUGAGGACCGGGUGCUCGAGUGGCUCGUCCGACAGACACAGACCGACGAGAUCGAGGAGGUGUCCCACGAAAUGCUCGACUCACUCAUCGAAAGGCAUAAUUAUGUCGCUGUUUUGAUGUAUAAACCGAAGGACAAGAAUAGCGAUAAAUUGUUAAAAGAGCUUGAGCAUAUCGACGACGACUGCGACGAGAAGGGCAUUGUCUUCCUGAAGACCGACGACAAGGAGGCGGCCGACAAGUAUGGCAUCAAAAAACUGCCGGCAAUACUAUUCUUCCGCUUUCAAGUGCCCACACAAUACCCCCCGUCGGCCGACAUCAUGAACGAGGAGGCAGUGCUCAAGUGGUUUGUCGGCCAACAGGAGACCGAAGAGAUAGAGCCCGUCAACUCACGUACCCUCCGGUCACUGGUGGACAACUCCCCGUCGGUGGCCGUACUCUUCUACGACCCGUCCGGCAAGACCUCUAGCGCUGUGCUGAAAGACCUGGAGGAGAUCGACGACGACGCCGACCGAUACGACAUACCAUUCGUAAAGUGCGACGACUUGGCGGUGGCCAAGGAGUUCGGGUUGGCCGACGAGUUGCCCCGAUUGGUAUACUUCGAGAACCGGUUGCCCACCGUCUACGAGGAGGACCUGACCGACGAGCAGCGAGUGCUCGAGUGGCUCAUCAAACAGAAAACGGAGGACACCGUCGAAGAGGUGACCGACGAGAUACUCGAGGAACUGAUCCGCGAACGGGAGUACGUGUUGGUGUGGUUCGCGCCCGACUCGUGCAAAGAGUGCGCCGAUAUAUUGCAUCGGGUGUUGGAGACCAUCGAUGACGAUACCGACGAACACGGGAUACUACUGGUCACCACCGAUGACCAGGGAAUUGCCAAAUCCCGGGCCAAAGUGACCAAAUUUCCAGCUUUAGUGCUGUUCCGCAACGGAGAGCCCGUCACAUAUAGGGGUGAUAUGAAGAAACCCGAGGCCAUACUCAAGUGGGUCACAGCCGAGGAGACACUGGACUCGCCCGACACCAUAGAAGUGGUGAACGCGCGGAUGUUGGCCAAGAUGUUAGAGUCGAGUCCGUAUGUGGCGGUGCUCUUCACGAAAGACCGGUGCGGCGAAUGCGAUAAAGUGCUCGUCGAGUUGGAACGAAUCGACCACUUGGCCGAGAAGGAGGACAUUGACUUUGUGAAGGUGAGGGACCCGGCGGUGGCCGUCGAGUACAACGUGGAGGCCUUCCCGGCGCUGAUGUACGUCAGGCAUCGGUUUCCCCAGUUCUACGAGGGAUCGCUCCGGGAUGAGGACGCAGUGCUCCAGUGGCUCAUCGAUAAUAAGGUGGCCAAAGAGGACGUGAUAGAGCCCGUGGAUAGACGGAUGCUGGAGGUGCUGAUGGGCGACGUCGAGCAUCUGGUCGUGUUUUUCUAUGAUGGAGACGACUGU